AUGUGCGUCUAUGUACUACGGCAUGUCUGUAUAGGCAAUCUCAGGAGUAGCGCCGCGUACCUGCAUCUGCCGGCACACUGGCCACACAGGAACGGCGCACACGGGGGCCCAGUAUGUCGCAAUCAAACGCAGGCACCCAAGCAGAGCAGAGGGCGGGGCCCCCUUUUUGCGUGCAUUUGGGGCGCUGAAGAUGGCGAUGGUGGUGCGGCGAGAGAGAAUGGAUGGACCUGUCAAGAGCAAGGCCGUUGGUUGCGCACGGAUGUUUCGUCGGCUGGAGGCUCUCUGGGAUUUGCGGCCUGCUUGCCUCUGGUUUCACUCCUGACCGGCUUGAAACCUUCAUUUUAG
Messenger RNA from Bipolaris zeicola 26-R-13, 345 nucleotides. RefSeq lists its product as uncharacterized. The transcript has a single exon. Lineage: Eukaryota; Fungi; Ascomycota; Dothideomycetes; Pleosporales; Pleosporaceae. Bases 1 to 345 code for a protein of 114 amino acids. The record is from RefSeq and is a predicted model, not a curated record.